Oncorhynchus nerka (sockeye salmon) is the source of this 3303-nucleotide messenger RNA. Its product is annotated as thyrotropin-releasing hormone receptor. The record is from RefSeq and is a predicted model, not a curated record. NCBI's taxonomy places the organism in Eukaryota, Metazoa, Chordata, Actinopteri, Salmoniformes, Salmonidae. Gene Ontology annotation, molecular function: thyrotropin-releasing hormone receptor activity. Bases 1551 to 3065 code for a protein of 504 amino acids. Gene Ontology annotation, cellular component: membrane. The transcript is spliced from 3 exons. Gene Ontology annotation, biological process: phospholipase C-activating G protein-coupled receptor signaling pathway.
GACAUUAAAUGUAAUAGUCACAGCAAAGUAUAUGUGGCUAGCAAAUAGGCUUACUUCUAUUUUUAAAGACAAACCUAGUAAACAAACACAUCUAUAGUGUAUUUAACAGUUUAUUAAAUGUACAGCCUGUAGCUGGUAGAUGAUAACCUAUACUGAUCAUAAUACAGAAUUAUUAUUCUUCCAAUCAUCUCUGCAUAGCAAUGUUAAAAUUGCUUCAGACCAACAGCCCAACAUAAUGAAAAUGUAGAAAUGGGUAAAACUAAGUUUACUGUGAGAUGUGGGGGGAUGGUGGUGUCUGAAUUAUGGUGGGAUUCAGUUAAAUUACUUUUCAUUUCAUGUCCACCUCAAUUUAUUAGAGGUAUCCUCUGGGGAGGAGGCCCAAUCUCAUUUACAAGGCAAGGAGACUGAAAAGAGCAACAGAUGUCUAGAUGGCUUUCACUCACUAAAUGUGUUGCACUCUGACUAAGCCUAAAGCAGAUUUGAAACACAGUCUUUGAAAUAAGUGAUGAGGUUCUUGGGGUGAUAUUUGUAAAGAGUGUAUUGAUGUUUGUGUUGAAUUGUAUUGAUAUUGUGUUGAAUAUAUGAAACUAUUAGCUGCUAAAUGGCCCCAAAAGGUAAUUUAUAUUCUACUGAAUAUUAAUCUGCAUUAUCUGGGCUUCAAGUAAACCUACUGUAUUUUGCACAUGCAUGAAAGCACACAUUGGAAUAUAAUUUGUAUCUUUACCAAUCUAAAUGAAUCAUUUUGGAAAUGUCAAGUGUCUGGAAAGCGCUGGCAUGCUUUUUGGGAAUUUGUUAUGCUUAACUAAUACUAUGCAGAACUAAAAUGCCUCAUUUGAAUAAUUUUCUGUGGGAGCUUAUGUCUCCCUAGUGUUUCCCCUAUAUUCAUUUAGCGUUGCUAAAUUGUUGCCACCGCUGCAAAAAUAUGUCAUUUCUUUAUACAGUAUAUAUAUUUCUGCCAAGACACGCUUUUAGAACAUAAGGGAAAGAAUAUAGGGGAAACACUGCCACCUGUUGGUCAUUUUUAUUGCAGAGAACGAAACCAUCUGUACAGAUGGUUUAUAAUGUUUUGUUUUACCAACAUGUGUUGAGCCAAUUGUUUUACUCCUAAUGUUGACAUUCAAACAAACAUCAUUUAUCCAUCAUGUCCAGCUAAAUGUGUAUUUAGUGAUUGGCAAUGCAUGUCUUUCCCAAGGUAGAUACUUUGAUAGUAGUAUUCUUUCAAUUAACUACAAUAAUUGUUCUAUUUUCAGGCGGAUCAAUGGCAUUCUCAUUUGUUUAAGGGCUAGAGGCAGAGGAAAAUUCGCUCCAACAUGUUGAUUUGAUUAAUUAAAUCAAAUUAUAACCCUGCAAAAUAAUUAAAUAGGCUGAAGACAGACGGAACAUUAAGUAUACUAUUAAAAGGGUAUCAUUACCAACAAAUACAGAACACGUGUAGGGACAUUUAUUCCUACAUUCCCACGCUGACAUAUCACACACUCACACAUGCCAGUUCCUAUGUCCUUCACUCUCUCCAUCUUACUCACAUAGAAACAAACUCAUCACCUGCAAACAUGACAGAAAAUGUGAGCUCAAGGAUGGACACCCCAACCAACAUUUCCUUGGUGGGACCAGGGGACCCCAUAUCCCAGUCUCUGGAGUACAAGACUGUGGCAGUUUUUCUGGUUCUGCUAGUCUGUGGACUUGGCAUUGUGGGUAAUAUCAUGGUGGUUCUGGUGGUCCUCACCACGAGACACAUGCGUACGCCCACUAACUGCUACCUGGUCAGCCUGGCCAUAGCGGACCUGACCGUGCUGGUUGCCGCUGGUCUGCCCAAUGUGUCAGACAGCCUGACGGGUACAUGGGUGUUUGGGCAUGCUGGCUGCCUUGGCAUCACCUACCUCCAGUACCUUGGCAUCAAUGUGUCCUCCUGCUCUAUCACAGCCUUUACUGUGGAGAGGUACAUUGCUAUCUGCCACCCAAUGAGGGCCCAGACAGUGUGCACGGUGUCCCGGGCCAAGCGGAUCAUAGCAGGGGUGUGGGUGUUCACCUGUGUCUACUGCAUGCUGUGGUUCUUCCUGGUGGACAUCCAGGUAAUGAAGAGCGGCAGCAUCCAGUGUGGCUACAAGGUGUCCCGUGACCUCUACCUCCCCAUAUACCUCAUUGACUUUGCCAUCUUCUAUGUGAUCCCUCUGCUACUGGCCAUCGUCCUGUACGGCCUCAUCGCCCGCAUCCUGUACCUCAAUCCACUCCCCAACCGGCCCGAUGUGGGCACGGCCUCCUCUGGUGCCACCAUGCUCCGCAGGAGCUGCAAGGAACCAGCAGAUGGAGGGAAAGGGGGUCGUCAGGGCCGCCCGAAGAGCACGCUCUCCUCCAGGAAACAGGUCACUAAGAUGCUCUCAGUGGUGGUGAUCCUGUUCGCUUUACUGUGGAUGCCCUACCGGACCUUGGUCCUUAUUAACUCCUUCAUUGCCACACCCUACCUGGACGCAUGGUUUGUUCUGUUCUGUCGGAUCUGUAUGUAUGCCAACAGCGCCAUCAACCCCGUAGUGUACAACCUGAUGUCUCAGAAGUUCCGUUCAGCGUUCCGCAGGCUCUACAGAUGCCAGAGCCAGGAGGCCCACCACCGCACACUCUCCAUGAUCCAGAGCGGCUACAGCAUGGCCAGGGACCCACGCACCCCACAGCAGACCAGCAACGGGACCAAACAGGGGGCCAGGAGAGUGACCUGCACUGACACAGUGACAGAGUGGCAGAGCAAAGACACCUCCCCAGCCAAAGAGAAGAAGGAUCUGGAUCACCUGAAGGAAGAUAGAAAAGACACAAGCUGUGGUGAGAUCAAAUCAACACCUCAACAAACUGAGAUCAACUCCACAUCUGGGCAAACUGAGAUCAUAUUCACGCCUAGGCAAAAUGAGAUCAAAUCUACACUUGGGCUGAAUGUGAUCAAAUCCACACCUGGGCAAAAUGAGAUAAAAUCCACACCUGGGCAGAACGAGAUCAAGUCCACAUCUGUGCAAAAUAAGAUCAAGUCCACACCUGGGCCAACUGAGAUGACUGAGGCAGAAAUGAAUCACACAGUGCUGUAGAUAAAACAAGCCUGUUUUCACAUGAGGAAGUGAGUAUUAGUCAUUCACCAAUUCAAACACAUUUUGGUAACAUAUCAAGCCCUUGAUGGGUAUUGCAGGAUGCAUUGGAAUGGAAAAGUCAUCCAUCUCAUUACCCUUGAAUAAGCACUAUCACCUAUUGUAGAAUGAAACGAUUCUGGCCAAUAAUACUAUAUACAUUUAGGAUUCUGGAUUUUUGGCUGUUGCAUAUUCCCAAAAA